Gekko japonicus is the source of this 2517-nucleotide messenger RNA. Its product is annotated as lipase member M-like. Bases 158 to 1342 code for a protein of 394 amino acids. The transcript is spliced from 11 exons. The record is from RefSeq and is a predicted model, not a curated record. Gene Ontology annotation, molecular function: hydrolase activity, acting on ester bonds. Lineage: Eukaryota; Metazoa; Chordata; Lepidosauria; Squamata; Gekkonidae. Gene Ontology annotation, biological process: lipid metabolic process.
GUCCAAACUCCAUUUUACUUAAACUGGAGAUAUUUGUUGGGUGAUAGGAACUGCUUGAAACAUUUUGGUCCAAGGAUGUAUGUUCAAAACUUCACAGCAACAUCAUGUUCUUGAUGCAUGGAUAUAAUGUAGAUAACUUAAAUAUGGUCGAUUGAAGAUGUUGCUGAUUUUGUUUGCAAUGUGCUGCCUGUAUGCCACUAUGGAUGUUCAAGGAAUUCCUCAAGAUGGAAAAAAUAAGCCAAGAACUUUAAUGAAUACUAAAGAAUUGAUCCUCUAUCAUGGAUACCCCUGUGAGGAGCACGAUGUUGUAACACAAGAUGACUAUAUCCUUAGUAUUUUCCGAAUUCCAUAUGGGAGAGAAGAAAAUGCAAGCACAAAUUCGAAGCCUGCUGUACUCCUGCAACAUGGCAUGUUUGGAGAAGCUUCUAAUUGGAUCGCCAGUGGUUCUAGUAAUAGCCUAGGCUUUGUCCUAGCAGAUAAUGGCUGUGAUGUUUGGCUAGGAAGCAGCAGGGGGAGCCAGUGGUCUAAAAAACAUGUGUCUCUUUCAACUGAAGAUGAGAAUUUCUGGGCAUUCAGCUUUGAUCACAUGGCUCAAUAUGAUCUUCCAGCGACUGUAGAUUUUAUCCUGCAGAAAACUGGACAGCAGCAGUUAUUUUAUGUUGGUCAUUCACAAGGAAGCACUAUAGGUUUUAUAGCUUUUUCCACUAUGCCUCAUUUGGCUAGAAAAAUCAAGAUAAACUUUGCCUUAGCUCCUGUGGUCUCAGUAAAACAUGCCAUAUCUCCAUUAAAAAAGCUUUUUACGCUUCCUGAUUUCCUUUACAAGAUCAUAUUGGGCACUAAAGAAUUUAAUUGGCGAAGACCGGUAUCUCGUGACAAGUCUGGAUUUUGUAGUUUUUUUGAAUACUCAAAUAUUUGCUCUAAUAUCAUAUACAACUUAUUUUGGUCAGCGCAAAAGGCCCUAAAUAUGAGUCAAGUAGAUGGAUAUGAAGUUAAUCGUUUAGUUGGAACAUCUGUACAAAAUCUGAUACAUUGGUCACAGGUGAUGAAGAGUGGCAAACUCCAAGCUUAUGAUUAUGGAACAUUGAAAAACUUGGAACGUUAUGAAAAGACACACCCUCCUGAAUACAAUGUAACGAAUAUGAAUGUAUCAACGGCAGUUUGGAAUGUUGGAAAUGAUGGACUUGCUGACCCUGAGGAUAUUGCCCUCUUACUCCCUCAAAUCACAAACCUCACAUACCACAAGUUUAUUCCUGAAUGGGAUCAUGAGUCAUUCAUCUAUGGUUUGGAUGCUUAUGUUCAACUGCAUCGUGAAAUCCUUAAUAUGAUCAAGGGGUCUUAUUGAGAAUGAGGUAAACAAUAGAGAGGACAUGGAGUGUAUCUUACAAUGCAAUCCUGUGCAAAGUCAAAACCCUCUGCUGUCAACCCUCCUGAAUACAAUGUAAUGAAUAUUAAUGUAUCAACUGCCGUUUGGACUGUUGGAAAUGAUGGACUUGCUGACCCUGAGGAUAUUGCCCUCUUACUCCCUCAAAUCACAAACCUCACAUACCACAAGUUUAUUCCUGAAUGGGAUCAUGAGUCAUUCAUCUAUGGUUUGGAUGCUUAUGUUCAACUGCAUCGUGAAAUCCUUAAUAUGAUCAAGGGGUCUUAUUGAGAAUGAGGUAAACAAUAGAGAGGACAUGGAGUGUAUCUUACAAUGCAAUCCUGUGCAAACCCUCUGCUGUCAACCCUCCUGAAUACAAUGUAAUGAAUAUUAAUGUAUCAACUGCCGUUUGGACUGUUGGAAAUGAUGGACUUGCUGACCCUGAGGAUAUUGCCCUCUUACUCCCUCAAAUCACAAACCUCACAUACCACAAGUUUAUUCCUGAAUGGGAUCAUGAGUCAUUCAUCUGUGGUUUGGAUGCAUAUGUUCAACUGCAUAGUGAAAUCCUUAAUAUGAUCAAGGGGACUUAUUGAGAAUGAGGUAAACAAUAGAGAGGACAUGGAGUGUAUCUUACAGUGCAAUCCUGUGCAGAGUUGAAACUGUCAAUUUGCUUAGACCGUAAGAACUCUGCAAAGGCUUGCACCCUUCUGAAUUUCCUUCUGUAUGUCCUCUUGACCCAGAGAUAUUCCCCAAGUUUCUUGUAAAUUUUUAUGGACUGGAAAUUAUUUUACCUUCCUCAAAGUUCCCACAAACACUUGCCCAAGAAGGACCUUCCACCACCACCCUUCCCAGACUGAACAAUGAGUAAAAACUGGUACUAAACUGAACGGCUAAACUUAACACUGUAGAAGUGUGCAAUGACAGACCAGUAACCUGAUCUCCCUUCCAAAAGUUACUUUGGGAAGGGAAGGCACUUUAUAACAGUGAAAGAGAUGUAGGGCUACCAUUACAUGUACACCAUUCUAUGCAGCUUGCCCGUAAUACAGAGGAAAAGGUGAUUUCCAGAGGUAAAGCCUUAGAGGGCCACAUAUACAGGCUACAUCUUGGUGUAGUUUGGUGUAGUGGUUAAGUGCGCGGACUCUAAUCUGGGAGAACCG